AUUACGAAUAAUUAUGGGCGAUUGUUGGCAAAUCCGGUAAAUCCGAAAAUUCAUCAUGUGUCCUCGCGGCGAGAGAGAGAGAGAGAGAGAGAGAGAGAGAGAGAGACCUGAAAUUACGCUAAACGUUAACGCGUCGGAUUGUUUAAUUUAUUCGGCGUGCGCGCGCGAAUACAAAUAAAUCAUCUGCAUUCGUUUAAAGCGUUCGUUAACGAAAUCGUAAGUAAUUACACCGCGAGAGGGGGAGAGAGGAUUGGUAUAGCGAUCUCGUUAGUAUCUCUUCGAGGAACUCAAUCUAAAUUCGAUCGGCACGCACACGUCGCCGCGAUAAGGGACACCGCCGUAUCGGACAAUAUUUUUUUUUUCUUGCACUUUGCCGGGCGUGGAUGCAAUGCAACGAGCGAUGAUCGACGCAGCGUGCAUCAUCGUCAGCGCGUCAUUGCGUCAAGCUUAACCGAUGUCGGACGAUCAUUUCCGUUCUUCCGUCCGUCUAACUGUUACAACGAGACGGCGGACGUUGAUAACGUUGCUAUUUAUUCUACACGCACGCCCCGGCACUCGACUUAACCUCUUCACGGCGUGCAGCCCGGAAUGCAUCAUAGGAGCGCGACCGACUAUUGAUCGGCCGGUCGACAGUGCGCCAGCGCAAGUCGAGGCCGGACGAAGAGAGGCAUUCAUGAGCGCGAGCCGCCCUCGGCCUUAGUGCGUUUGGUCGACAUUUCGCUGUCGUUAUGCUCGUCGUCGCACGGAAGCGCCCCUAGACGCUGCCAUAAUGUCCGGUGCAAGACAGGGAUUAUAUCGGCUUCGCGACGCUGCCGGAGCAAGUGCACCGAAAAUCGGUGAAGAGGGGCUUCGAGUUCACCCUGAUGGUAUUGGGUGAGACCGGUCUCGGCAAGUCGACGCUCAUAAACAGCCUCUUCCUCGGGGACCUGUAUAAAGACCGGCGAAUUCCGGAUGCGGCGGAGCGAGUGGCUAAAACCACCUCUAUCGAGAAAAAGACAAUGGAUAUAGAAGAGCGUGGCGUUCGGCUCCGCCUAACGAUCGUAGAUACGCCAGGAUUCGGCGAUUCGGUAAAUUGCGAGGAUACGUGGAAAGCAUGCUCGGCUUAUAUCGACGAGCAGUUUCGCCAAUAUUUCACGGACGAAAGCGGAUUAAAUAGGAAAAAUAUUCAAGAUAACAGGGUACACUGCUGCCUGUACUUUAUACCACCGUACGGCCAUGGCCUCCGGCAAAUUGAUCUCGAGGUGCUAAGGCGUUUACAUCGGAAAGUUAACGUCGUUCCCGUGAUAGCGAAAGCAGACACCUUAACCACUCACGAGGUGAAAAAGCUGAAGGAGCGUAUCUUGGCAGACAUCGAGGAACAUGAGAUUCAGAUAUAUCAAUUCCCGGAUUGUGACAGCGACGAGGAUGAAGAGUUCAAGCAACAGGAUAAGGAGCUGAAGGCUUGUAUACCGUUCGCAGUCGUCGGAAGUUCGACGGUGCUGGAGGUUGCCGGGAGGAAAGUUCGUGGCCGGCAGUAUCCGUGGGGUGUAGUGGAAGUCGAGAACCCGAAGCACAGUGACUUCGUCAAACUAAGGACGAUGCUAAUAUCGACGCACAUGCAGGAUCUUAAGGACGUCACGCAGGACGUUCACUACGAGAAUUUUCGGGCCCAAUGUAUUUCUCAAAUUUCGCAACAAGCCAUCCGGGAACGGAGGUAUUUACGCAUCAAACUGAAAAGAGAUUCCGGACCACACUUCGAGAACAGUAUAUCCGACACGGACCGACUUCUUUUGCAGAAAGAUGAGGAGAUACGAAGAAUGCAAGAUAUACUGGCGCAGAUGCAAGAGAAGCUCAAAGCGACCGGUCAGGUCGGCGGCGGCGGCGGCGGCGGUGGUGGUGGUGUCGGAUUGCGUGGCCGUGUGGGUAGUCUCGGCAAUGAUCUCGAUUCCGCAGACGUGGAUAAGAAACGCAACAGUAUUAUAGACGUUUGAAGCGUAAGAUUAUACGGGGAUGUAUGUACAUACAUCCGGGACAUACAACGCUUUACUCUCCCGAGAGAUCUGUACAUAUUUCGUACUUGACUAGUUUCUCGAUCGCAGAAAAUUCUCGAGAGUGUAGCUUUAGCAUGAAUUCUCUACAUUCAAAAUUUAUAUAAAUUUUUAAAGUACAUCAUACUUGCUCUAUUUAUAUAAUAAUCGAAAUUAAAAUUGAUCGAUCGAAAUUAAAGCAAAAAAAUAAAUUCGUCUCUAUUUGCGGUAGAUAAUCAUUAAGAUUAUUUAUUUAUUUCUUCAUUAGGUAAUCAUGAAGACUAUUUAUUUCUUCUCUCGAUCACGUGCUAUAUCACCGCGCAGAAAACAGACAAAAUAUAAAACCAAAAUUCAUUAAAUAUGCUUAUCCGCCAAUUAAUAUUCGAUCAAAUCGAGCUUGUACAGAUCUGUCGACACUCUCCGCUGACCUCGGUGAUACGUGAGAUAUAGGAAUGUAUUUUAUACUUUAAACACGCAUAGCUAAUUUAUACAAAUAGUAGACACGCGUAAUCUAUAAAAAAAUUUACGGGAGAUAUACACACAUACACCGGAAACGGACGCGUAACCAAUGGCACAAGUCCUAAAAUUAACAAGGAGGAAAACUCCCGUUCAGUUUAUUGUUUACACUGUUACACUGAGAAAAAAAAGCUUCAAAAUUCAUUUGUGAGAUAUACGUAUAGGUUUGUUUUUAAUGAAUAAAUAUUUAAAUAUGGCAAAAUAAAAUUUUAUUCUCAGCAAAUAAAUCAAUUAAAAAAUGAAACACAUUCUGUCAUCACAAUCAAUUUUUUUUGUAAAUCAAUAAAUACCGAAAAAAAAACAUAUACUUGCUAACAUUUCGACUUCUUUUUCUCAUUGUAGCACAAGAUUUAUAAUCCCGAGUGUAUGCCAAAGAAUUGCGAAAGGUAUUAGUGAUUAGAAUUAACGUUCUAAAUAUACGCACAAUAAUCCAUAUAAAUUAUAUAGAGUUAUAUAAAAAGAGUGAGCUGCGAGAGAACUUUUCGAUUCGCGGGGAGACCAAAGAUCCGCAUUUUUUUUGCACAGUCACUACUUUAAUAAUUUUUUAAUUGUAUAGCCCACACUUCAAGUUUAUUUCUCGUGAGAAUGUAUACAUGUUUUGUAAACAAUAAACACGCCGUAUAAAUGAUACGGUCAACUCAAAUCUCAA
Solenopsis invicta (red fire ant) is the source of this 3171-nucleotide messenger RNA. RefSeq names its product septin-2 (gene Septin4). Gene Ontology annotation, cellular component: synaptic vesicle; microtubule cytoskeleton; cell division site. Gene Ontology annotation, biological process: regulation of exocytosis; cytoskeleton-dependent cytokinesis. The transcript has 9 exons. Gene Ontology annotation, molecular function: molecular adaptor activity; GTPase activity; GTP binding. Lineage: Eukaryota; Metazoa; Arthropoda; Insecta; Hymenoptera; Formicidae. The record is from RefSeq and is a predicted model, not a curated record. The coding region runs from base 864 to 1970 and encodes 368 amino acids.